ACCCCGGUCUGCACCAUGCAGUGGAGACGGCGGCACUGCUGUCCCAUCAAGAUGACCUGGACCGUCAAGCGCUCGCUGUUUCGGACCUAUGUGACUGGUCUCCUCUCACUGGCUCUGCUCUUCACUCUCUUUUUACUUUUCAGCCACCAGGACUGGCUGCCAGGACACAGUGGGCCUCGUGAAAACCCACUGGCCUAUGCCGUCAGGGGCUUCCGCACUCCCAAGGGAGAAUCCAACCAGAGCAGCUCCCUGAGGAGCCUGUGGAGGGAGGCGGGGUAUGUACCACCAAAGCCUCUGCUCAACCUCAGCUCUCAGCAAGCGGAGGGUGCAGCAGGAGAGGCAACAGGAGGAAUAGGAGGAGGUGGGGACUCCAUGAGCACUAACAAUAGUUUACAGAAGGAGAUGGGUGUAGGAGGGAAGCUCAGCGCUCAGCCCUACCGCUACAUCCUGAACGAGCCCUUCAAGUGCAGGGACAGCACACCCUUCCUCAUCCUCCUCAUUGCUGCAGAACCAGGACAGGCUGAUGCCCGCAAUGCAAUCCGCCAGACAUGGGGAAAUGAGAGUGUAGCAAUGGGCUUGGGGUUUGUCCGUCUGUUUCUGCUCGGCACAGGAACGACUUCAGACACCGUCCUCCAGAGCAGCAUAGAGGAAGAGAGCCGUGUUUAUCAUGAUAUCAUCCAACAGGACUAUCGGGACACUUACUACAACCUGACCGUCAAGACCCUGAUGGGCAUGAACUGGGUGGCCACCAAUUGCCCACAUGCCUCCUAUGUGAUGAAGACAGACAGUGACAUGUUUGUCAAUACAGAGUAUCUCAUCCAGAAGUUACUGAAACCUAAGAUCCCUCCAAAGCAGAGGUACUUCACCGGCCACCUGAUGACAAAUCAUGCACCAAACCACAACAAGGACAGCAAGUGGUACAUGCCACCAGAGUUGUAUACAGACAAGCUCUACCCAAUAUUCUGCUCAGGCACAGGAUACGUGUUCUCAGGGGACAUGGCCGAGCUGAUCUAUCAGGCCUCACUCAGCAUACGCAGGCUUCACCUGGAAGAUGUUUAUGUGGGGAUCUGCCUGGCGAAGCUGCGCAUUGACCCAGCUCCACCUCCCAAUGAGUUCCUCUUCAACCAUUAUCAUGUGCCUUACUCCAGUUGUAAGUACAGCCAACUGAUCACAUCCCAUGGAUUCAACCCCUCUGAAAUCAUCAGGGAUUGGAACCACCUGCAGAGCAACAAGAAUAAGCCUUGUUAAGCCAUUAACAUAGUAAAGUUCCAUGGAGAGAGGCCUCCAUGAUGGACCCUGUGACUACAACCUGCUUCAAAAAAGGGAAGCUGGUCCACUGUAACUACUGCUGGUGGAGGGCAUGUUGAACUCAGCACUAUACACUAUAUGGGGAAAAGCACAUUGUUUUUGGUAUUGUGUAGUAAAGAGUAGUGCAGUUUGUCACAUUCUAGGAAUAAUAUUUGAAAAAAUUGAAAAAUUAUGACACAGUUGUGCUUACACAGACAAAGACAAAUGUCCAUGUAAUAUGUUGAAAAGUUACACUACCUAAAUAGGAAUGAAUGAUGAAUCUUUGACAUUGACCAGUUAUGCUGCCCUGUUUCUCAGUGUUUACUUUACAGAUCUAUCAAAGAACACUGAUCUGAAGAGGUUUAUCUGUCAUACACUGUAU
Molecule: messenger RNA, 1669 nt
Organism: Acanthochromis polyacanthus (spiny chromis)
Lineage: Eukaryota; Metazoa; Chordata; Actinopteri; Pomacentridae
Product: beta-1,3-galactosyltransferase 2-like
Exons: 1
Coding region: 16-1248 (410 amino acids)
Cellular component (GO): membrane
Molecular function (GO): N-acetyl-beta-D-glucosaminide beta-(1,3)-galactosyltransferase activity
Source: RefSeq, a predicted model, not a curated record